Molecule: messenger RNA, 3336 nt
Organism: Misgurnus anguillicaudatus (oriental weatherfish)
Lineage: Eukaryota; Metazoa; Chordata; Actinopteri; Cypriniformes; Cobitidae
Gene: nppcl2
Product: natriuretic peptide C-like 2
Biological process (GO): cGMP biosynthetic process; receptor guanylyl cyclase signaling pathway
Cellular component (GO): extracellular region
Molecular function (GO): hormone activity
Source: RefSeq, a predicted model, not a curated record
UUUUGCGACGUGUGAAAUAUUUUAUACCACGGGUCUGUUUUUAAUGGAAUUGGUUGUUGUUUCACAGGUGUUUUGUCUGUAAAAAGCACACCUAAAUUGUCAAAUGGAGACAGAGCGCAACGCGUCAUAACCUGAAAACCACGCCCACCAAGGGGUAACACUACAUCCAUCUCCAUUGACUUUGUAUUGGGAGAGGCCACCUCGUCAUUAACAAAAGCAGAAUAAUGCCUAAAAGCUGCUGUGUGACGGGGUGUACAGCUAACAAGCCAAAAAACUCAGAAAUGUGUCUAUAAGCUGUCGGCCCCCCACCCCAAAUAAAGAGCGUUUCAAAUUAGCAUAACUGCGCUCUGUCUCUAUCAGUGAGAAAUGAUUGACGACAGGCUGUUGAAAUAUUCAAAAAUAAUGCACACUCAAUGUGGUGUGUAGUGGAGUUGCACUGCGGUGUGCAAUAUUUUCAAAUAAUUCAACGGCCCGUUGACAAUUAUUCCUCUUAUACCACAGUUACCUCAGACAUUAGCCUGGUGGUUAUUUUAAAGGGGUCAUAUCGUGAAAAUGUUAGCAUUGCCACUUUGUAGGUUUGAGCAAAAUGUGUCGUUUUGGGUGUGUCUUUUAAAAUGCAAAUGAGCUGAUGAAGUGCAAACACUAAUCACAAUAAUGGUGGUUUGAUGCAAUUCAAACUCAAUUGUGCUGUGAAUUAUUUUUUUUCUCUCUUUCUCUCUGCACUAAAUAGCAGUGCUGUGGUUGGAUAGUGUACAUUAAGGGGGCGGUAUUAUUCUAAUAAGAUAUCCUUAUGACAUCAUAAAGCCAAAUUUCAAUGACCUAUUUUGCUCACACCUACAAAGUGGCAAUGCUAACAUUUUCACGAUAUGACCCCUUUAAGACAUUUGAGAAGUCAGGUGUGCGUUUAUCAAAAAAAUAACACCCCGUGAAACAUUUCUCAACCAAUCAAAAUAAAGCAUUCAACAGGACGAUGGUAUAACUUGAAAUAACCACCAGAGAAAUGUCUGAGGUAACCAUGGUAUAAGAGGAGUUAUUGAUGACAGCCCGUUGAAUUAUAUGAAAAUAAGCAGUGUAACUCCACAUUACCAUUUUUACCUAAUUCAAAGGCCUGGAAUCAAUUAUUGCUUGCGUAUGCAACCAAAAGCACAUUUCAUGUGAACAAAAUCUUGAGCGUUAUGUUUUAGUGACUGUGAGUGAAUGAUGCUGGAGGUGACACAAUGAACUGUGCUGUUUAGAUGGAUGCACUUUUGUGCUUGUUAAAGAAAACCAGUGAGUGCACGAAGCCUUCGAGUUAAUGUGUGUGUGUGUUUUACCAGUAGAUGCUAAUGCUCGGUCAUUCAGAUGUUUGCUUUUUGUAUUAGCUACUUGUUUUUUAUUGUUUAACUGGUAUUGUUGAUCACACACACAAGCACACCUCACUCGCUCACUCGCACAAAGUUUCUGACGUCAGAGGUUUGAGGAUCGGAGGUUUUGGGUGCGUGUUGCUUAGCAAUGCUCUUCAGGCUGAAAGAUUGAUCUAUCACAUACCAUCCAAGUGUGUGUGAGAUGUAUGUCCAGGGGUCAGAGGUCAAGCUGGCAUUCUGUGGUGGUUUCUCUGUGUUGUGCCAUCACAUAGGAAGUUGGCAGAGGCUUCAGCAGAGCUCCGAUCUUUGCGUCAGAGAGAGAUGCAUCAUUGAGACGGUCUUCUUCGAUUUAUUUCUCCAUCCGUUAUUCUGUUCAUCUGCCGUUGAACUCGUUUAUUCACUUCAGCACUGAGCCGUAUGUGUUCAGAUCCUCUGCAGUUUUGAAAGUUUUCUGUAUUUAAUUACUGCGGUAAAACACCAGUUGAGCUUCUUCCCGUGUUUGAGCUGUAGUGGACAAGCUGCCAUUUACACAAAGUAGUUAGGUAGCAAGUUAGUUAGUUGAUUGAUUCAUGAUUCUGUAAGAUUUGGUGGUUAGAUGGAGCCGUCCGCCAAAGGUUGAAAGGCCGGUGACCUGUGGUCAUUGCUAAGGAAACUCUCAUCUGACGUGGAACUAUUGUGUCUGCGCUCUCACGGGAGGAAAUAGUUCCCGAGCGCUGCCUGUUUCCAGGGGAAUGUUUUAUAGGGGGCGGAUCCAUGAAGGGUCAGAGGUCAUAUCAGUCUGUUAAUGAGAAGAAUGAGGAGCUGUAAAGAGUCGACGAUUAAAUGUGCCACACGGACAAAACUGUGAAAGCGUUUGUGACGUAGACACCUGGUUAACGUUUCUUAGAUAUCAUCUGUCUGUCUCACACUUGCUGGCCCUGUGGGUAUCAGAGAAAUGCAAAUGAAGACAGUGUAGUAUGGAUGCAGUAAUGAGACACGACGUCCAUUUGAGUGACCGAGGGUUGGCCGUCUCUCCGGGCAACAUUCUGCUAUGUGUGACAUCACAGUGAUGUGCUUUAUAACGGCCGCUGUGGCACCUGCCCCGGCAGAGACCAGUCCUGAAGUCAUACGGGACAGAACCGAACCGCAACGUCACGACGACGUCUUUCAAACCGUUGGACGAUAUUUAUUUUCUGAUUUGAGGUGAUUUUGAUAAUAUUUUAGUUUCUCUCAAACAAGGAUGGCCUUUUCAUCUCCUUUAAACUUCAGCUCCUCUCUUCAUCUUGCUCUCCUCUUGUUCCUCAUUAUCACUGUGGUGACGCAGGUGGAGGGUCGGCCAUCACGACAGCGAUCGGAUGCUCAGGUGUUGCAGGAUUUGUUUGGGGCGAAGAUCAGCUCGCUUGUAUUUGCACCCUUAGAGGUCAGCGAGGGCUCAGGAAACAUAGCCCCUCCUCUUUUAAAGAAUGGGGCGGAGUCUCCCCACACGCCUUCACGUGCAUUCCUGGAUUAUCUGCGGCGUCAGAGGAAGAUGCGCGGGCGCAGCAGGAAGGGUGUGGCUCGUGGCUGUUUCGGGAUGAAAGUGGACCGAAUCGGAGUGAUCAGUGGUCUGGGCUGUUGACACGUACAGGUGAGCACAGUGAUGAUGAUGAUGAGACCUUCAUCUGCUCAGAGGAGGACGUACAGAUGUUUCUGCUCUACAGCCGGAAACACAAACAUAUUGGUGUUGGAUCGCUAGGAUUAUUUUCAGUCCAAAUAGGCAACAGCAACAUGCAAACUCUACACAGUCCAGAGACUGAUCUGUAAUCUGUGUCUUUUUGACAUUCUGAGGUUUUUCUCAGUGUGUGUGUGUGUGUGUGUGUGUGUUUGAAAACUCCUGGUUCAUUGUCCAGUCAGUCUUAUUUACAAUGUUUGACUUGACAGAACUUCUGUCCAGACAUUUUACGAUUGGGAGCCUGUUUCUCAAUGUCAAUUUGUUGUUUGUUUUCUUGUCCAUAAAUGUUUUUUAACAUGUCAA